CUCGUGUGCCCAAUCGUGUGUAAAGCAGCCGGCCAUCGCCAUGUCGUCGCCGUCGGUGGCAGCAGCAGCAGCGAUGCCUGUCGCCACAGCAUCUGCCUCUGCUUCUGCUUCUGCUUCUGCUUCUGCCUCUACUUCUGCCUCUGCUUCUUCUACCUCGCCGCGACUGUCCUCUUCUCCUCAUUCAUCCUCAUCCAGCGAUACCGUCACCUGUGCUCCCUCUGCAUUCUCGCCGUCGUCUGGCACCGCCUCGGCACUCGACAGUCACCACCACGCAACGGUCCUAGAGCGGCUAGUUUUGAACGACGCUAUAGAUCUUACUGCCGAUUCUAAUCUCGGGCACCGGCCACCACCACUAUCUUUAUCAGCAGAAGAACAGAACACCACCUCUUCACUGCCGGCUUUUUCAGUCCCAGAAGCCAUUUCCUCCGCUGCAGAUCCUGACACUGCCAUGAUCUUCUCAGACUUUUACAAAGGGCGACGGUCUCCUUUAUCUCGGCUCCGUGGGCAGAGCCCCCAACCCUCGGCAAACUCACCACCUUGGCUUGUUCCUGAAUACAUAGACCUGUUUAGCAAGGACAAGUACAGGCAAAAGGAUACUAUAAAGAAAUAUCUGGCCGCCAAGGUGAAGAACAAUUGGAAUUUUCAGUGGUCACCGCCCCGCAAAUCUAAAGCCAACGUCAUCGAGAAACCCUGUGACACAGACGAGGAAAAGAAACCUUCCGUCAAGGAGUCCGAACCCCAAGCGAUUAGGGUUGAUUCUGCUAAAGACAUACGGGAUGAUGACGCCGACGCCGAAGCCCACGUUGACAGCAGUGCAUUGAGCGACAAUGCUUCAGAUCACGAGGACGUGGACGCAGAUAACAACGACGACGACACAGACUCCAUCUACAGCCUUGUCUCCGAAGAUCCCGUAAACUACCGUCCUCGUAUGGACUGGUAUUCUGAUCUUUCUGAAGACGAAGCUACCAUUACUUCAGUAAUUGAGGGCGCUGAUUGCCCAGCCAGGACUUCAGCCUUGGAGAAGAAAGCACAGCGCCGGAGGGCUGCCCGAGAGGAAAUGGCUUGGAACGAAGGUCUAGCGUGCUUCCAGGCGCGGCGAGAUGCUUGGACCGGUGCAAAGAUGGCUCGAGUGCGCAGCAAACCAAUUGCUUCGCCUCCGGUAUCUCCUCGCUCUCGACGUUUCUUCUUCCGCCGUUCCAUAUCAGGGUCGCCGCCUUCAUUAUCUUUGAUCAAGUCCAAUUCCCACGCUGAUAGCCGCUCAGGCACAGCCUCAGACGCGUCUUCCCUAGUAAGAGACGAUAAGGAUCUCAGCAAGCAAGGCUCUAAAGAUUCUGACCAAACCCCCGACCGCCUAUUCCCUGUCGAGACGCUACUUCCUAUCCCUCACCCGAUUCUCCCCCCUACCAACGGUUUCCGAGCUUCUAUUACCCCAGCGAUUUAUCUAAGCCUCUACGACAAGGUUAUUCUCAAUAGCCUACAACCAUCAUGCCCCAUCAACUUAUCCGACAUGAUCCGUUCUUGCGUUAUGGGGUGGAAGCGUGAUGGAGAGUGGCCUCCCAAACCAUCGGGUCCCGAACCCACAAUCGCUGCAGGCCGGCGUAAGAAGGCCAAGAUGGCAUCGGGGACUACAGGAAGCUCUAUUGGCGUUACCGCUCGCAGAAUGAGUCUUGGCUUAUUAGGACGUGACAAAGAUGACAACGGCAUAAGCAUUCGCAAGAGUCUUCAGAAGGCUCUUGGUUUGGGAACACAACCGGGAAACCCACAGCAUUGAUUGGUAUAUCUGGAAGGGUGAUGGUUGCUUUCGUCAGCAGCCUAGAUUGGACGAAAAACCGGUCUCCGUAGGCUAUACAAGGACCCAAGCGCAGGAAAUGAUAUGUAAUGGGAGGCAACGGCGUCUUGAGAAACUGGAAUUUGCCAUUUGGCAUCAUGAGUCUUGGGUGCUUUUUGUUUAUGGUGUACAGAUAUCGCUUCGUGCGAUGGCCUCUCUUAUAUACCCCAUUCAGCGUUUUCACUUUGGCAAGGAAAUGGCACUGGAUGGCUAUAGCAGAUCAUGUUUUUUUCUUUUCUUUUCUUUUUUUUUCGUUUUCCUUUUGUUGGGACUUUGACUUGGGUUAUGAGAAAUGAAUAUUUACCAGCGUCUCUACAGUAAGCCGCGAUUUAGCCU
Messenger RNA from Trichoderma asperellum CBS 433.97, 2164 nucleotides. RefSeq lists its product as uncharacterized. Lineage: Eukaryota; Fungi; Ascomycota; Sordariomycetes; Hypocreales; Hypocreaceae. The record is from RefSeq and is a predicted model, not a curated record.